AUGUCAAUGGGAUCGCUUCUACUCUUGCUUCUUCUCAUCUGGAACUUCAAUGGCGAAUUGAAUGCUCUGAACGACGAAGGAUACGCUCUUUUGACUCUCAAGCGGUCAAUUUCCAAAGAUCCAGAAGGCUCUUUAACCAAUUGGAACUCCGAGAGCCAAGACCCCUGUUCUUGGAACGGAGUCACUUGUGAUGAUGAGAAGCUUGUUGUCUCUCUUAGCAUCCCCAAGAAGAAACUCGUAGGUUAUCUUCCUUCCUCUCUGGGCUUACUCUCUAAUCUCCGCCAUUUCAAUCUGAGGAGCAACGAGCUUAGUGGGAGCUUACCCGUUGAGCUCUUUCAAUCUCAACGGCUUCAAAGUUUGGUCCUUUACGGAAACUCCUUAUCCGGGUCCAUCCCAAACGAGAUUGGCGACCUAAGAUUCCUGCAAAUUUUGGAUCUUUCGCACAAUUCUCUAAAUGGGUCGAUCCCAGAAUCGAUUCUGCAGUGUAAGAGGCUUAGGAGCUUCGAUUUGAGCCAGAACAAUCUCACUGGCUCUGUUCCUAGUGGGUUUGGUCACGCUUUGGGUUCUCUACAAAGGCUCGACCUUUCUUUCAACAACCUCAACGGUCUCAUCCCUGAUGAUUUGGGCAAUUUGACUAGAUUGCAAGGUACUCUUGAUCUGUCUCAUAACUCGUUUAGCGGCUCGAUCCCAGCGAGCUUGGGGAGCUUGCCUGAGAAGGUGUAUGUUGAUCUAGCUCACAACAAUUUGAGUGGACCAAUCCCACAAACCGGUGCUCUGGUUAACAGAGGACCAACUGCGUUCUUGGGGAAUCCAAGGCUCUGUGGCCCUCCUUUGAAAGAUCCUUGCUUGCCAAACGCACAACACUCUCCAACAUCUCUUCCUUUUGUACCUGAAAGCCACGACAAAGGGUCCAAGAAAGGAGGAGGUUUGAGUAAAUCUGCUGUGAUUGCAAUUGUGGUCUGUGACGCCAUUGGGAUCUGCAUCGUUGGGUUUCUCUUCUCUUGUUGCUACUUGAAGCUCUGCUCGCGGCGUAACAGCGUGGACGAGGAAGGCUAUGUGUUGGAGAAAGAAGGGAGAGAAAAGAACGGAUCUUUCUGUUUCGGCAGAGACGGAUCAGAGAGCCCUUCUUCGGAUAAUCUGGAUGAGCCACAGCAUGAUCUUGUUCUGCUGGAUAAGCACAUGGCUUUGGAUUUAGAUGAGCUGCUUAAAGCUUCAGCUUUCGUUCUUGGCAAAGGAGGGAACGGGAUUGUGUACAAAGUUGUUCUUGAAGAUGGCUUAACCGUAGCUGUUAGGAGAUUAGGAGAAGGAGGAUCACAGAGAUGCAAGGAGUUUCAGACUGAAGUCGAAGCAAUUGGGAAGCUAAGGCAUCCGAAUAUCGUCAAGCUCAAAGCUUAUUAUUGGUCUGUCGAAGAGAAGCUUCUCAUCUACGACUACAUCUCUAAUGGAAGUCUUGCCAAUGCACUCCACGGGAAUCCGGCAAUGGUGUCAUUCAAGCCGUUGUCUUGGGAAGUUCGGUUGAAGAUAAUGAGGGGAAUAGCGAGAGGGUUGUUGUAUCUUCACGAGUUUAGCCCCAAGAAGUAUGUUCAUGGAUCUCUGAAACUCAGCAAUAUACUGUUGGGAGAGGAUAUGGAGCCUCGUAUCUCGGAUUUCGGACUCAUGCACCUCUCUAGCAUCGCCGGGACAUUAGAACCAACCAACAAGAACGGCUCGUCGAUCGGUCCAUCUGCGAACUUGAGCUCGUUUUACCAGGCUCCUGAAGCAAUGAAAGCAACGGUGAAGCCAUCGCAGAAGUGGGAUGUAUACUCGUUUGGGGUGAUCCUGCUAGAGAUGAUAACGGGAAGAUUACCGAUUGUUUUUGUCGGUAAAUCGGAGAUGGAGAUAGUGAAGUGGAUACAGAUGUGUAUCGAUGAGAAGAAAGAGAUGUCAGACGUUUUGGAUCCUUAUUUGGUGCCUGAUGAUGCAGAGAUUGAAGAAGAGGUCAUCGCCGUGCUGAAGAUUGCCAUGGCCUGCGUUAAUAGUAGCCCUGAGAAACGCCCUGCGAUGAAGCACAUCGCCGAUGCUUUGAACCAGAUUUGCCUUCAGUGA
Messenger RNA from Microthlaspi erraticum, 2085 nucleotides. Lineage: Eukaryota; Viridiplantae; Streptophyta; Magnoliopsida; Brassicales; Brassicaceae. The record is from the annotation of a GenBank genome assembly.